Messenger RNA from Monopterus albus (swamp eel), 1323 nucleotides. RefSeq names its product mitochondrial ribosomal protein L46 (gene mrpl46). Gene Ontology annotation, cellular component: mitochondrial large ribosomal subunit. Lineage: Eukaryota; Metazoa; Chordata; Actinopteri; Synbranchiformes; Synbranchidae. Bases 285 to 1160 code for a protein of 291 amino acids. Gene Ontology annotation, molecular function: structural constituent of ribosome. The transcript has 4 exons. The record is from RefSeq and is a predicted model, not a curated record.
AUAGACCGUUCUUCUUUCCGCACAGAGUUGUGGGUAAAAGUGGUAAAAAGCCGCAUUCAAGGAAUUUGUGCACCGUCGUAAACAUGCAAUUUGAAGCACUCAUAAAUAAAUUCUUUUAAAACUGUCUCGCACCUAAAGGAAUGAAGAGAGAACUUAGUACAUUGGGUAACAAUAACUGCGAUUGUGUCCUGCUAUCAUAAAGGGUAAUAUUUCCAAUUCCAAUCAGCAAUUGCCAGCACCGAGGGUUUUUUUUUUGCCAUUUUCCUUGAAUGUAGCAGAAGAAGAUGGCUGCGCCCUGUAGAAGGAUGGCGAGUUGGUCUCUGCCAAGAUUUUUGUCUUGUUUUGGAGGGACUGCGGUAGGAAGCACUGGAUUUCGCCAGUUUUCCAGAACCGCAGUUUGUCGGGUGACUUUGCAGACCAAAAGUAUGACGGAUAAACCGAGUUCUCCGUGGACUUUGAUGGCAGCGGUUUGCCUACAGAGACUACCGGUCAUUUCCGCCGACCUCAGCCCAAUAGAGCAGCAAUUCGGACAUGUGAUGCACCAGAUGGAGUUGGAGAAAAGUGUCCUGUCGGACCACGAGCUGCAGCUGCUGGAGGACGCAGAGAGAAUGAGUCGGAAGCAGGCAGGAGACUACGACUCUGAUGAGGAGGGCAAGGAUGAGGAGAUCAUGUUGGCUCAGGACCUGGAAGACUCUUGGGAGCAGAAACUGAAGAGCUUCCAGCCUGCACAUAGGGUCAGAGCUGAUGUAGAUCAGGAUGUGACCUCAGUGCAGCGCUGCCUGGCAGAUUCUCUGGUUCUUCUGGCUGAGCAGCAGGUUGGCAGCCAGAAGCUGUGGCUGCUGCCUCAGACUCAGUGGCAGGAGGGAGAGACGCUGCAGCAGACGGCCGAGAGAGCACUCACUACACUGCAAGCGGCUGGUUUCAAAGCAACUUUCCUUGGCAACACCCCCUGCGGAGUUUACAAAUACAAACUACCCAAAGCUAUCCGGACGGAGGGCUCUGUGGGAACAAAGGUGUUCUUUUUCAAAGCCAUUCUGUCGGACUGUGGUCCCCCUGCAACCCCAGACACUCCUUUUUUGUGGCUGAAGAAAAGCGAACUGCAGCACUACCUAAAACCAGCGUACUUGAUGAAGGUAGACCACUUCAUCCUUGACUUCUGAGGCCUAAAGUCACACCAGGGGUGCUGACUUGCUUAACAGUAUUUGAGGCUUUGUCACUUAUCUAAUAGAAAGUUCUUUCAGUCAAUAUAAUAUGUAUGUUUCAUUGUAUAAAUAAACUCUUUUCCACACAUAUUUUGUGCAUCAUGGGUGUUAGCUUGGUGAA